AUGGAGAGGGCAAAUCACUCUUUUGUGACAGAAUUUGUUUUCCUGGGACUCACCAAUUCCUGGAAGAUCGAAAUUUUCCUUUUUGUGUUCUCCUCAACCCUUUAUGUUUCCUGCAUAAUGGGAAACUGCCUCAUUAUGCUCACUGUGAUUUCUGACCCUCACUUACACUCCCCCAUGUACUUUCUGUUGGCCAACCUCUCUUUCAUUGACCUUGGAGUUUCUUCUGUCACUUGUCCUAGGAUGAUUUAUGACCUGUUCAGAAAACCUAAAAUCAUCUCUUUCAGUAGCUGCAUUACUCAAAUAUUCUUCAUCCACCUUAUUGGUAGUAUGGAGAUGGUGCUUCUCAUUGCCAUGGCCUUUGACAGAUAUGUGGCCAUAUGUAAGCCCCUCCACUACCUGACCAUCAUGAACCCACAGAUGUGCAUCUUCUUUGUAGUGGCUGCCUGGAUAAUUGGCAUCAUUCAUGCCAUAGUUCAACUGGUUUUUGUGCUAGACUUAUCCUUCUGUGGUCCUAAUGUGCUGGAUAGCUUUUACUGUGAUCUUCCUCGGUUCAUCAAACUUGCCUGCACAGAUACCUACAAACUACAGUUCAUGGUCACAGCAAAGAGUGGAUUCAUCUCUGUUGGCUCCUUCAUCAUACUGCUCAUUUCUUAUGGUGUCAUCAUUCUCACUGUUCAGAAACACUCUUCGGGUGGUUCUUCCAAGGCUCUGUCCACACUUUCAGCUCACAUCACGGUGGUAGUCUUGUUCUUUGGUCCACUGAUAUUUUUCUAUACAUGGCCAUCUCCCUCCACAUACCUCGAUAAGUUUCUGGCCAUCUUUGAUGCUAUUAUCACUCCUUUCCUGAAUCCUAUCAUUUACACAUUCAGGAAUCAAGAAAUGAAGGUGGCAAUGAAGAGAGUAUGUAGUCAGUUAGGGAAUUUCAGGAAGAUCUCUUAA
Talpa occidentalis (Iberian mole) is the source of this 939-nucleotide messenger RNA. RefSeq names its product olfactory receptor 4F3/4F16/4F29-like. Gene Ontology annotation, molecular function: olfactory receptor activity; G protein-coupled receptor activity. The coding region runs from base 1 to 939 and encodes 312 amino acids. The record is from RefSeq and is a predicted model, not a curated record. Lineage: Eukaryota; Metazoa; Chordata; Mammalia; Eulipotyphla; Talpidae. The transcript has a single exon. Gene Ontology annotation, biological process: G protein-coupled receptor signaling pathway. Gene Ontology annotation, cellular component: membrane.